Molecule: messenger RNA, 1939 nt
Organism: Arachis stenosperma
Lineage: Eukaryota; Viridiplantae; Streptophyta; Magnoliopsida; Fabales; Fabaceae
Product: diacylglycerol kinase 1-like
Exons: 13
Coding region: 240-1715 (491 amino acids)
Molecular function (GO): ATP-dependent diacylglycerol kinase activity
Source: RefSeq, a predicted model, not a curated record
AACUCAUUUCGAACCAAAGAAGGAAAGGCAAACGAAAGGAGCAAAAAGCUAAACAGUUUUUGGUUUAAAUAAAUUCUCUUUUCCCUGCUUGCUGAUUGCAUUGCUCUACCAGAAGAAGGAAUCUACAGUUACUUCUGGGCUAAUUCACUAGAACACUAUAUUUUAGCGUGGAUCAUUGGUCGGAUAUUGAAUAUCUCUCUCUACAGAAGCAAAAAAUCAAGUUUGGGUGUAAAACAUUGAUGGCUUACAAGAAUAACAUUGGAGGAAUGAAGGAUUUUGCCAUUCCGGAUUACAUACUCGUCCCCGGAGCAAAGAUUCACAAUGAUUAUUACAUACCAGAAUGCCCUUUGAUAGUUUUCAUAAACUCCAAAAGUGGUGGUCAGCUUGGUGGCGAGCUUCUUACUACCUAUAAUUCCCUCCUCAACAAAAAUCAGGUUUUUGAUUUGGGAUCAAAUGCUCCCGAUAUGGUGCUGCAUCGGAUUUAUUCCAAGUUAGAAAAGUUAAAGCACAAUGGAGAUACUUUUGCUGCUGAAAUUCAAGAAAGAUUGAGAAUAAUUGUUGCAGGUGGAGAUGGUACGGCGAGCUGGAUUAUCGGAGUUGUCGCCGAUCUUAAGUUGCAUCGGCCACCACCAGUUGCAACAGUGCCAUUGGGAACCGGAAACAAUAUCCCCUUUUCAUUUGGAUGGGGAAGGAAAAAUCCUGGUACUGACAAAGAAGCUGUUAUGUCAUUCCUGAAUCAAGUAAAAGAUGCAAAGGAACUGAAAAUAGACAGCUGGCAUGUUAUAAUGAGAAUGAAGACUCCAAAAGAAGGUUCUUGCGAGCAUAUUGCGCCUGUUGAGCUGCCGCAUGCUAUGCAUCCAUGUCAUCCUGUCUCUCCAACAGAUAAACUAAACUUGGAGGGUUAUCACACUUACCGUGGGGGAUUUUGGAAUUAUUUUAGCAUUGGAAUGGAUGCUCAAGUAUCAUAUAAAUUUCAUUCUGAAAGGAAGUUGCAUCCUGAAAGGUUCAAACAUCAGUUAUAUAAUCAGAGUUGCUAUUUGAGGCUUGGUUGUACACAAGGAUGGUUCUUCGCUCCUCUGAAAUCUUCGGCGUGGAAAAUUGCUCAGCUGGCAACGGUUAAGAUAAUGAAAAAGCAUGGUCAGUGGGAAGAUCUAAAUAUACCACAAAGCACAAGGUCAAUAGUUUGCCUCAACUUGCCCAGUUUUGCUGGUGGACUAAAUCCUUGGGGGACACCAAACAGAAAGAAAUCAAUUAACAGGGACCUUACUAAUCCUUAUGUGGAUGAUGGCUUAUUUGAGGUGGUUGGUUUUAGAGACGCAUGGCAUGGUCUUCUUUUGCUUGCACCAAAGGGGCAUGGGACUCGUUUGGCACAGACGAGUAGAAUCCGUUUCGAGUUUCAUAAGGGUGAAGCUGACUUCACAUUCAUGAGGAUUGAUGGAGAGCCAUGGAAACAACCCAUCCCUAAAGAUGAUGAUGGCAGAGUAGUUGUUGAAAUAUCUCACCAUGGACAAGUGACGAUGCUUGCCACCUCAUCAUGCCAAUGUAAAAGUAUGCAUGAUCCCUCCUCCUCCUCCACACCCGCUACAAGCCAAGGAGAAGAAGAAUUUAGCACCACCGAUGACUCUUCAUCAGAAAACUCCGAACAGCGACGCAAGUUUGGUGCAGCUGACACAUUUAAAUAUACCGAUGCCAUUCAAUCGCUUAAGUUAGAUUAGUCUUGCUAUACUCACCGCAAUUUAACAUCUAAGCAUGGUUUUCAACUUUUUUGGGGUCACCAAUUAUUUUUUGGUUUAAACUACCAAUUUUAAUUUUUCAAGUAGAAAAUGAAGUAGAGGGAGGAGAGAAAAGGGUCGAUGUACAGAAGUUGAUUUAAUUAGGAUAUAAAUGGAAUUUUUGCUAGUUAUAUAAAGGACCAUAAGACUAGGAGUAAAAUUUUAUA